Molecule: messenger RNA, 1186 nt
Organism: Malania oleifera
Lineage: Eukaryota; Viridiplantae; Streptophyta; Magnoliopsida; Santalales; Ximeniaceae
Product: peptidyl-prolyl cis-trans isomerase CYP23
Exons: 9
Coding region: 213-899 (228 amino acids)
Biological process (GO): protein peptidyl-prolyl isomerization
Molecular function (GO): peptidyl-prolyl cis-trans isomerase activity
Source: RefSeq, a predicted model, not a curated record
AAAAAUUAAGACACACAACUAUUUGUUAUAUAUAUAUAUUGACAAAUGUAGUGUUCUCAAUUAUUUUUUCUACACCACGAUAGAGAAGCUUCUUCUUGUACACAUUGCCAACAUUGGCCUGCUGGGUUUGGGGGAGUUGACUCGCGUUACUGCCAUAGACAAGGGAAGAAUUUAAGAAUUGAGACGAGUCGGCGAAGAAAAUUUGAUCAAAAAUGGGGGAAGUGAUGGGUGCAUUGGUAAACAUUUGGAUCAUGGGGUGUCUCUGUUUGACUGGCGUUGGCGCAUUGUCCUCAGAUCCCCAACUCGGAUCGGCUCGGGUCGUUUUUCAGACAAAUUAUGGGGAUAUUGAGUUUGGUUUCUUCCCUGGUGUCGCACCUCGAACCGUUGAGCACAUUUUUAAACUUGUUCGCUUGGGAUGUUAUAAUACCAAUCACUUCUUCCGGGUUGAUAAGGGCUUUGUUGCCCAAGUGGCAGAUGUUGUAGGUGGAAGAACAGCACCUAUGAAUGAAGAGCAGAGGAUGGAAGCUGAAAAGACUGUUGUUGGUGAAUUUAGUGAUGUCAAACAUGUUCGAGGUAUUCUUUCCAUGGGGAGGUAUGAUGAUCCGGACAGUGCAUCAUCCUCAUUUUCAAUACUUUUGGGCAAUGCUCCUCAUCUUGAUGGUCAGUAUGCAAUAUUUGGAAGAGUUACUAAAGGUGAUGAGACGUUGAGAAUGCUUGAGGAGGUCCCCACUCGUCGUGAGGGGAUAUUUGUUAUGCCAACUGAGCGCAUCUCUAUUCUGUCAACAUAUUUCUAUGAUACCGAGAUGGAGACUUGUGAAAGGGAGAGGUCAGUACUGAAAAGGAGGCUUGCUGCAUCUGCUGUUGAAAUUGAAAGACAGAGAAUGAAAUGCUUCCCGUGAUUGAGUAGCUAGAACUGGAUCAAUGAGAAUAAAGUAUAAUACUACUAAGGUACCCUUGCAUUAAAUCACCAAGGGCCAUCAUGGGCAAUCUCUUCAAUGCUGUUUUUAGCGUGGGAUUAAAGUUGCAUGUGAUACCAGUCUUCUCAAGAGUUAUUUACAGGCAGGUUUGUCAUAAAGAGAUGGAUUUUUGGAUUUAAGACCAAGUUGGUGUUAAAUGGAUAGGGCCAUAGGUCCACAGAACUGAAAACCAUUUGAAUUACCAUAAAUUUUUUUUUUUUCCCCUCAAA